Trachemys scripta elegans is the source of this 731-nucleotide messenger RNA. Its product is annotated as A disintegrin and metalloproteinase with thrombospondin motifs 12-like. The record is from RefSeq and is a predicted model, not a curated record. NCBI's taxonomy places the organism in Eukaryota, Metazoa, Chordata, Testudines, Emydidae. The coding region runs from base 138 to 731 and encodes 197 amino acids. The transcript has 3 exons.
UCUGCUCUUUCUCUGUGAGGAAGCGCCUCUUUCUCUCUCUGUCUCUGCAUUAGUUUCCCUUGGCCAUGCACCUUUACAGUUUUCUUUCCAGCUAGGACUUUGCUGAAUACACUCAGUUGAUUUCCCCCAGCUAAAACAUGCCAUGUGUGCAGAGAAACUGGAUUGCCAACUUUUCCUUUUGGGUCCAGUUCCUUCUGAUGGAAGUGCUUUGCUAUGGUAGAAAUCCUCCACCGGGCAGAUUUUUCUUUCCAGACAAGAGGCAAGAGCACUUUAUCCGGACGCUGCAAGAAUACCACGUGGUUGGUCCUGCAAAAGUAGAUGCAAGCGGCCAUUUUCUCUCUUACAGUUUACACCAUCACACCUCAGAUACCAGGAGGAAAAGAGACUUCAGUAGAAAGGAAAACCUUGUGUAUUAUAAAAUUAACCACAAGGAGAAGGAGCUGUUUUUCAACUUGACUGUCCAUCGAGGAUUCCUUUCUGCUAACUAUGUAUUGGAAAGGAGAUACGGGAACCACACUGGUGCAAAGAUUGUACCUUACACAGGAACUUCAUGUCACCUCAUUGGUACAGUCUUGCAGCCAAAUUCUGGGAAUGGACCAGCAGCGAUCAGCACUUGCAAUGGGCUGGUCUUAUCAAAGCUAUUGGAGUCUCUGCUAGUAAUUGGUUUUAAAGCAAUCAAAAGUCCUCAAAUAUUUCAUGAAGCUGAAAAUCCUGUUGACCCCACACUUUAA